This is a messenger RNA of Notolabrus celidotus (New Zealand spotty), 4794 nucleotides long. It is a transcript of the gene tapt1b, whose product is annotated as transmembrane anterior posterior transformation 1b. Gene Ontology annotation, biological process: maintenance of protein localization in endoplasmic reticulum; positive regulation of cilium assembly. Bases 54 to 1769 code for a protein of 571 amino acids. Gene Ontology annotation, cellular component: ciliary basal body; endoplasmic reticulum membrane. NCBI's taxonomy places the organism in Eukaryota, Metazoa, Chordata, Actinopteri, Labriformes, Labridae. The record is from RefSeq and is a predicted model, not a curated record. The transcript has 14 exons.
CAUAUGACGCAGUUGUCAGUCUCCCAGGCAGCGGAUGAGACCGUUUGGCGAAGAUGGCGGACUCGCUGUCGUCAGGUCUGGGAGAGGAGAAGGAGAAGGAGAAGGAGGACAGGGAGAGGAACCGAAGGACUACCAAAACAGAGAGGAACAAGGAGAAAGACGGAGUAUCGGAGACGCCGAGCACCAACGAUAAAAAUGGCGGUAGUAUGGGCAAGAAACGCAACCUGUCAGACCUGUCCCUGGUCCGAUUUAUCACCACUGAGCUCACCAGAGGCUACUUCCUGGAACACAAUGAGGCCAAAUACACAGAGCGCAGAGAGAGGGUCUACACCUGUCUACGCAUCCCCAAGGAGCUCGAGAAGUUGAUGACGUUCGGCUUCUUCCUCUGUCUGGAUGCUUUUCUCUACGUAUUCACACUACUGCCCCUCAGGGUGAUUCUGGCGCUUUUACGGCUCAUCACGUUGCCUUGCUGCGGUCUCGGUGGCGCCCGCCUACUCCAGCCAGCCCAGGUGUGUGAUGUUCUAAAAGGCUUCAUCAUGGUGCUGUGUUACUCCAUGAUGAGCUAUGUGGAUUACUCCAUGAUGUACCACCUGAUCAGGGGACAGUCUGUCAUCAAACUGUACAUCAUAUACAACAUGUUAGAGGUGGCGGACCGCCUGUUCUCAUCAUUUGGCCAGGACAUCCUGGACGCUCUGUACUGGACUGCCACAGAACCAAAGGAGAAGAAGAGAGCUCACAUAGGCGUGAUUCCACACUUCCUCAUGGCUGUGCUCUAUGUCUUCCUCCAUGCCAUCCUCAUCAUGGUUCAGGCCACUACCCUCAAUGUAGCCUUCAACUCCCACAACAAGUCCCUCCUCACCAUCAUGAUGUCAAACAACUUUGUGGAAAUCAAAGGCAGUGUGUUCAAGAAGUUUGAAAAGAACAACCUCUUCCAGAUGUCGAACAGUGACAUUAAAGAGAGGUUCACCAACUACAUCCUCCUGCUCAUCGUCUGCCUGAGAAACAUGGAGCAGUUCUCCUGGAACCCCGACCACUUGUGGGUGCUGUUUCCUGAUGUGGUCAUGGUGAUAGCAUCUGAGGUUGCGGUGGAUGUUGUCAAGCACGCCUUCAUCACAAAGUUCAAUGACAUCAGCGCUGAUGUUUAUGGGGAAUACAGAGCCAGCCUUGCGUUUGACCUUGUCAGCAGUCGUCAGAAAAAUGCUUACACAGACUACAGUGACUCUGUAUCCAGAAGAAUGGGCUUCAUACCGCUUCCUCUAGCCCUGCUGUUGAUCAGAGUAGUGACCAGCUCAGUGAAGAUCCAGGGCUCACUCUCCUUUAUGUGUGUGCUUCUGUUUUACCUGGGGAUGAUCACUCUGAAGGUGCUCAACAGUAUCGUUCUGCUCGGGAGGUCCUGUGUGUUCGUCAAAGAGGCCAACAUGGAAGAAAAACUCUUCGACCCCCCACCUUCUGCUGUCUCCAGUCGUGUCAACUCCAGAGCUCACCGCACCAAACAUGUUCACAUUGUACCACCGCAAGAACCUGCAGCCGAUAAAGGAGGAGUAUCACUGGCAUCACACAUUACUCCGACAGCCAACAUGGCAGAGAGUGCCGCCCCCAAGCUCCCUAAGAGCGACUCAGACACAUUCCUGACCACUCCAGACGAGGAGGACGAUGAUAAAAUCAUCAACGUAGACACUGGACUGGAAGGGGGACUUGAACACAGAACACAAAAGAAAGAUUUGCUGGAAAUAGACCGCUUCACCAUCUGUGGCAACCGGAUAGACUGAAAGCCAUAUAAACAAACAAGCAGUCAGGGUCCUGGCAAAGCAGAGGUUCAGGGUUCAGACACGGGUCAUGGAGCAUGCUCAGACCAGAAAGAUUUUGUGUGCCUGACUCCUGGAGUAUUUAUUUAUUUAUUACUGACAGAACCAGCCAAGGCAUUAAGCUGUUACGACAAACUCUCCGAGGCCGCUGCAGAUGUCUCCAUCUGUUCAAGUCAGUGCCCGGGAACCAGGUAGACCCUCUUAGGUGGGGUUUUGGGUGUCAUUGCCACCUGCAAAGCUUGCUGAUGAUGAAGAUGGAGGAAAAACUGGCGUGCGCUGCUGGAGGAGAGCACGAACAGAGAGAGAUUUGUUGUACAUGUGGCUGUCGCAGGGUCGCUGUGUGAUCAAACUGAAUGGGACAGCUGGACUGUGAGAGUGUGUGUUCAAAGCACAAUCAUAUCUACAGCGCAGAGUUGUUUUUAGAGAGAACAAAACUUGUUGAAUUUUGUACUUUUUUAUUUUAAAACCCUAAAAGAAGCUUAUAUUUUAAAUAGUGUUUUUAUGAAAAUUAGGGAUCUUUUUCCAGACUGAGUUCUACUGCAGGUCUAAGACUCAAAAAUCAUGUCAAGACAUAAUUGAAAUCUCAUCUUUCUGCAGACACACACCCCAACACACCAGAACAGCUCUGUUCAAACUGAGUUAAUGUGAAGAGCCCAGGAGAUCAAAGUUUUUAUAUGAGGCAGCAGUGACGCUUUGAACAGGCUUGUAUGACUAAAAUGUCAUCAGAUGAAAUGCUCAUGGCUUGGACGCAACAAUGACUUCACCUUUUUCAGACAAAGGCAACAGGAUGGAGGUUUUGUUAUUGUGCUGUUUGUGUUGAUAUUGUUACUUUGGGGCACUGAGAUAAGGUGGUGCUCCUGCUUUUAAGGCACCCGUAUUUAUUUUGAGAUAAACUCUAAGUCAGACAAGUUUGGAGGAUAUUUCAUUCCUAUUAACUCCUUUCCUGGAUUUGAAUAUGCUUCAUUAGUCCUGUCAUUACACCAGCAUGUAGCCCACAGGUAAUCAUGGUGUCAUACCACUACAUUCAUGGUCUUAUUUUAAAACAAGCUGGUUACACAUGCAACGACAUAACAUGAUGACCAUUAUUUGUGAGCUUACACGAGCGCAGCUGUCUUUUCACCUAAACAGCUGUUUGUAAGAAUCACUUCUUAAUAUCAAGAAACAUAAUGGAGGGUAAUAAUAGCACUGUGAUCUCAUGAAAGCUGUUUCCUGUUACGCUGGAAAAAACAUGUUUGAUCCUUUAAGACUCCAGGCGGUGUUUGCUGUGAUCAGCUGCAGGCUUUGAUUGACAGUACCCUUUAAAAUGCUUGUGUACCAAACAGUCUUAAGAUGUUGUGAAAUCUGUUUGACUAAUGAAGUGGAUCAUACAUUAUGACUCUGUUCUGAGAUGCCAGGAAUUAUGCAUCCUGUGCAAAAGCUAUAGGUUCAGCGGGGGGCUGCAUCUUACUAAUUUUUUUGUCAUCCAAUAUUGUAAAAAAUGUUUUAGUAGUUAUUUUUUUAAUUUGGCAGAGAACAAAGUGAACCAUGUAUUUUUUUUUGUCCAACCAACAUCCACAUCCACAUCCAUUAACCAUUAUACAUGACACAGAGCUGCAGAUCUUUACAAUGAAGCAGUGGCGGAGCCACACAGUUUUGACCUGGGUGGCCAAACUGGGGCACUGACUGUUAAGGGGUGGCCAGGCGUGAAAAACAUUAGAGGCUUUACCCAAACCUAGUAGGGUUGCCUCCAAUAAUCACAUCUACUUUAACUUCUUUUAUAAAAUCAUUUAAAAACUACAUUUUUGUAGAUUUCUAAUGCUAACAUUAGAAAUGUAACUCGACAGAGUAUCAACAUUUAAAUCUGCUGAACUGAACUAUUUAAGGACUCAAAAUAAAGAUUGUCCAAAGUCAAAGCAUCAACAAAAACAAUAUUCAAAUGCAAAUAAACUACUGUCUUUGCAGCUUGCUGAAACACAAUAGCUGAUUUUAAUAUAAGUAAUGCCUCUGACAUGGCAAAUAAGCCAUGUUUAGGAAUUUCAGGGUGGCCACAGGGGUGGUCAAUCAGUUUUCAGAGGUGGCCAUGGCCACCCCUGGCCACCCCCUGGCUCCGCCACUGCAUUUAAGAAGCUGGAAUCGGUAAAUGUGACAUGACAAUUUAGCUUCAAAAAUAACUGAAACAUUUGACCCAGUGUCAAAAUGUCUGGCAUUUAUUUUUUCUUGGCUUGCUAAAGACUGAAUGUUGAAACUCUAGGUUAACUCAGCUCCAAACUCUACCUUUCAUGCUGGUACCCAAAAGCCACAGUCCUACACUUGCAUUCAAAAACAUGUUUGAGCUGCACCAUACUGAAGAGUUAAACUAUUUCCUCAAGUUGCAACAAACUAAGUGGGUAGCCUUAUAUAGUACUUUGAACUUUAUGAAGAGAAAUGAAGAAUUUAUUUGUAGAUGUGCUGUAUUUGUCUGUAUUACAGAUUAUUCUAAGUUUUUACAUAAAAAAAUAAUGUGUCCAUACUUUUCUUGUGGAGUACAAACAAGAAAACAUGGUUGCAGGGUACCCGGGAAGCAGAGUUGCAAUUUGGAAAAAAAGGAAAAAAGUGAAGCCUCAAAUUUUGCAACAGCAGCAAACAAAGAUCCAACACACACAUACAUAUACACACACUGCCUCACUCUGUUACAGCCUCUGUGAGCUGAGGAAAUUAUUAUUAAAAAGGGGCAGAGCAUGAGAGGCACAGUGAGGAGUUCAGUCAACCUCACUGUUGGAUUGACAGUAAAAUAAAAUAACUGCAGCCUUGUGACGGGGGUUGGAAGAUCACGGAUGCAUUAAAGGAGUGUUUGUUAAAGUGUUUGUGUAAGAGAGACAAUUUGCACUGCAUGGAUGAAUCUCACUUCCAAAAACACAUACUCCAUGUAUGAUCUUAUAUCCCUUGUUUUUAUUUUUAUGUGCAACCCAUCUCUAUGUAAUACAUCUCCUACAUGGCAGAGGGAGAAUAAAACAAGGUAUUUGUUUUGUAA